AUGAAUAAUUUUGGUCCUGGCAGGGGCAAGGAAAAGGAUGCGGAAGCAGCGGCCGCCCCGCCACCGGGUCCGCCAGGGCCUCCGAAGCCGCGCGAACCGCAGUACGGGCCCGAUGGCGAGCUGCUGGGCGGGCCCCACACUAUGCAGCAGCAGGCAGCACAGCGGCGGCUGCAGCAGACACAAGCGCAAGUCGAUGAGGUGGUAGAUAUAAUGAAAACAAAUAUGGACAAAGUCUUGGAGAGGGAUCAUUUGAUAUCGGAUCUCAGCGAAAGAGCUGAGGCUUUAGAGGACGGCGCUUCUGCAUUCAAGAGCCAAGCGGCCAGUCUCAAGAACAAGUUCUGGCUAGAAAAUCUCAAGAUGAUGAUAAUAAUGGGAGUAAUCGGACUCAUAAUAAUAGGUAUUCUGUAUGUCCGGUACAGUGGAGGCGACACCCCGGCGGCGGUGCAGGCGGCACCAGCGCCAGCAGCGCCAGGCCCGGCUGCGCCAGUCGAGGGCACCCCACCUCCAGCACCCGCGGCUGGCAAAUAAUCCUAACGGAGACCCGUGCUCAAGAACAUGUAGCCAAAACGUGCUGUUAAUUAAAAUGAACAGGAUACUGCG
Messenger RNA from Cydia strobilella, 600 nucleotides. RefSeq names its product vesicle-associated membrane protein 2-like. The coding region runs from base 1 to 528 and encodes 175 amino acids. Lineage: Eukaryota; Metazoa; Arthropoda; Insecta; Lepidoptera; Tortricidae. Gene Ontology annotation, biological process: vesicle fusion; vesicle-mediated transport. The transcript is spliced from 7 exons. The record is from RefSeq and is a predicted model, not a curated record. Gene Ontology annotation, molecular function: SNAP receptor activity; syntaxin binding. Gene Ontology annotation, cellular component: plasma membrane; SNARE complex.